AUGGCUUUAAAACUUGAUAUGGAGCAAGCGUAUGAUAGUAUGGGAUGGGCAUCUCUUCGGCACAUCUUGAUUUGGUAUGGUUUUCCUACUGAUUUUUCUAACCUUCUCAUGGAAUGGAUUGUAGAUGUGAGACUCUCUAUUAUCAUCAAUGGGAGGAAUUCUAAGUGGAUUAAUGCUAUGAGUGGAUUCUGUCAAGGUUGUCUACUCUCACCGUAUAUUUUCAUAUUGUGCUCUCAACUCUUGUCCAACUCGCUUGUGCAAAGGGGACAGAAGCUUGGCAUAAAAAUUUCUCCUAGAGGACCUAUGAUAACACACCUCAUUUAUGCAGACGAUGUGUUAGUAUUUUCACAUGCAUCCGUGGAUCUAGCUAAUGCUUUGAAGACUAUUGUGGAGGUCUUUUGUAAGUGGACUGGAAAAAGAAUAAAUGUAAGCAAAUCUCAGAUGAUAUUUGGCAAGGUGGUUAGUUACUCCAUGAAGAAGAGAAUAACUAAGGUUCUUGGCUUCAAAGUUAUUAAAGAGAUAAAGUAUUUGGGAGUGAAGAUGUCUCUUAAUAGACUUAAAAUGGCUGAUUUUCAAGAAACUAUGAGUAAUGUUAUGGAUAAACUCAAUUCUUGGAGUAAGAAGUCCCUAUCAUUGGGAGGUAAGAUGAUUCUCAUUGAUAGUUCUUUGCUUUCUAUGCCUAAUUUCUUAAUUACUGAUUCUAUAGUCCCCAAGAGGGUUUUACAUGUGUUGGAGAAAAUUUGUAGAAGUUUUAUUUGGCAUAAAAAUGAUGGGACCAAUGGUAAGCACUAUGUUGCUUGGGGUGAUAUUUGUAAACCAAGAAGUUGGGGAGGGUUGGGUUUGCAUUCUCCCCUCCUUAGAGUUGGGUCUUUAAGAUCCAAGUUGGCUUGGAAAUUUAUCCAGAAACUGCAAUCUUUGUUCCAUCAUGCAAUGAUAGCUAGAUAUGGUAGUGAUGUGAUGAAUGGAACCCGAAGGAAGAUUACUUCCAUAGCUUGGCAAAAUCUGGUGGAUGGUGGCAAAUAUUUGAAAAUGGCUAUUCGUUGGAGAGUGGGCAAGGGUGACAAGAUUAAUAUUUUAAAUGAUACAUGGCUGCUUGAUAGAUGUAUCAGUCCUUGGCCAACAUAUGUUGAUUGUGAUUUUCUGGAUGGAAUGUACCUACAGCAGCUUUUGCUUAGCAAUGGUGAGUGGAAUUGUACCAAGCUGCAAAGGGCCUUCCAUCCUAAUAUAGUAUUCUUGAUUAGCCAAAUUCAUAUUGAGUUUAAGGAGGAGGAUCAGCUGGAAUUAAUGAAGAUGUGCUCGGGAAAGACAGUUUCAGCAUUGGUGUAUGAGCAAGUGCUGUCCAACAAGUAUACCUUAGAGGAUGCUAAUUACUUCAGCUGGUUGCAGAAAUUAAAACUUAAGAAAAAGGUGGAGAUCUUCUGGUGGAGGUUGGGAAAAUCAAGGAUUCCUACCAAUCGUUUUUUGAAGAAACGCAGGAUUUCAGAUAAUGAUCUUUGUCCUAGAGGAUGCCAAAAUCAAAAUGCUUUCAAGCACGGUAAGACAACUUUUCCAUGCUCUAUGGUUGCUUCUAAUGCUUUGUUCUCAGCCAUUUCAAAAUCUGGUCCAUAUCUUACUAGCUGUGGUACUCAUCUCCUUAGGGAGUCUCAAAGAACUUGGUGCCCCCCACCGAAAGAUUGGAUUAAGAUCAAUGUAGAUGCCUCUUUGCUUAGUUCCAAUUUGGCUGGUGUUGGUGGUGUUUUUAGAGAUCACAAAGGCAGGUUUAUAAGAGCAUUUGGUAAGAAUGGAGCUCAUUGGGAUAUUGCUCGAUUAGAGCUAGAAGCAGUUUUCUCGGUGAAGGAGUUUUUGAGAAGCUGGAUGUUGGAAUGUAAACGGCUGAUCAUUGAGAGUGAUAAUACCAAUGUUAUCAAUUUCAUUCAAGAUUCUCUAAAGAAGAAUAAGUGGCAAGUUAAUAGAUGGUUGGCAAAUGAUUUCAAUAAAGUUGUUUUCCUCCAUGCUUAUAGAAGUUGUAAUAAAGUAGCUAAUUGUUGUGCUAAUAUGGCAUUGGAGAGUAGUUUCUUUAUUGAUAGUUUUUCUUUUGAGAACAUUCCUUCCUUGUUGUUAAAUUUAAUCAUGGAGGAAUGUGAUCCAUUUAUUACCUGA
Messenger RNA from Dendrobium catenatum, 2139 nucleotides. RefSeq lists its product as uncharacterized. The transcript has 2 exons. Gene Ontology annotation, molecular function: nucleic acid binding; RNA-DNA hybrid ribonuclease activity. The record is from RefSeq and is a predicted model, not a curated record. Lineage: Eukaryota; Viridiplantae; Streptophyta; Magnoliopsida; Asparagales; Orchidaceae. Bases 1 to 2139 code for a protein of 712 amino acids.